Messenger RNA from Ictalurus punctatus (channel catfish), 3496 nucleotides. It is a transcript of the gene agbl5, whose product is annotated as AGBL carboxypeptidase 5. Gene Ontology annotation, molecular function: metallocarboxypeptidase activity; zinc ion binding. Gene Ontology annotation, biological process: protein deglutamylation; proteolysis. Bases 335 to 3121 code for a protein of 928 amino acids. NCBI's taxonomy places the organism in Eukaryota, Metazoa, Chordata, Actinopteri, Siluriformes, Ictaluridae. The transcript has 19 exons. The record is from RefSeq and is a predicted model, not a curated record.
UUUUUUUUGUAACACAGAGACGGCUAAGUGGGUUUGUUUGGGUUUUACAGUCAACACAGCGGGCGGUCAGAAAUCAGUCGGAUUUCGUAACGAAAACGCAGCGCUGUACAAUGCCUUUCUGAAUACUUGUACUUUAUCCUCUGCUGUGCAUGGAUGAAACGGUUCGACUCUAGUGCUGAGGUGCCUGGCGUCCUUUCUCUUUAUAUCUUUUGGCAAAGAACAAGUGGGAAUUGAAAGGUAAACGAAUAAGAAAGAACCCGAUGUGAGGUGUGUCUGUGAGAGACUGUCAAGGCACAGCAUGUUUAAACGGUGAUCUGAGCCCAGAGCCCUGGUCAUGGAGGCCCGCUUUGGGAAUGUGGUGUUCAGUUCGCGCUUCGACUCCGGGAACCUGGGCCGAGUGGAGAAGGUGGAGGCGCCCGAACAUGAUGCCGAGAGAAGCUCGUUCUCGCAUGUCGACUGCGAGUUCAACGUCUGGACCAAACCUGACUGCGCAGACACUGAGUUCGAGAAUGGGAACCGGUCAUGGUUCUACUUCAGCGUGCGCGGUGUGCUGCCAGGUAAACUGCUGAAGAUUAACGUGAUGAACAUGAAUAAGCAGAGCAAGCUGUACUCUCAAGGCAUGGCUCCAUUCGUGCGCAGUUUUCCUGUGAGAAUGCGCUGGGAGAGAGUCCGAGACCGACCGACGUUCGAGAUGUCAGAGAAUCAAUUCACGUUGUCGUUUGUGCAUCGUGUGCUGGAAGGGAGAGGAAUCAUCACAUACUUCGCUUUCUGCUAUCCAUUCUCGUAUACCGAGUGCCAGGACAUGCUUCUGCAGCUAGAUCAGAGACUGCUCAGCCAUUCUCACACAUUGGGACCAUGCAGUCCGGCAGACGGUCUGUAUUAUCAGCGGGAGUUGCUGUGUUACUCUCUGGAUGGACACAGAGUCGACCUGCUGACUGUGACCUCCUGCCAUGGCAUGCUGGAGGAGAGAGAGCCCAGACUGGAGAAACUCUUUCCUGACCACAGCACGCCGCGACCACACCGCUUUGCUGGCAAACGGGUGUUUUUCAUCAGCAGCAGGGUGCACCCUGGUGAGACACCCUCCAGCUUUGUGUUCAAUGGCUUCCUGACCUUCAUUCUGAAUCAGGAGGACCCGCGGGCGCAGAUGUUGCGCCGGAUGUUUGUCUUUAAGCUGAUCCCCAUGCUCAAUCCCGAUGGGGUUGUCAGAGGUCACUAUAGGACGGACUCGCGUGGUGUGAAUCUUAACCGACAGUACAUGAACCCGAGCGCUGAGCUGCACCCCUCUAUCUAUGGAGCCAAAACCCUUCUCCUCUACCAUCACCGGCACAACCGUGUUAAACCCAGCUCUCCUUCAGCACUUAAACUCUCCAACCAGUCCAACACCACCACCACACCCCUCGAAAUCGAACACUACCUCAACUGCCGCAACGAGGUGGAGCGAUUGGAGGGCCCGACCCUCGACUUCCCGCAGAUUCCCAUGCAGAUGGAGGAGAGCUGGGAGAGUAAAGGUCGAGUAAAGGGAAAGCUUGGACAAGACAAUGAGAACGAAUCCACACCGAGUCGGAGUGAAGCUUGCGUCUCAUACCUUGGCCCGACAGAGCAGAUCCCGCCCCAUGAAAGCGGAGUGGCCUAUUACAUAGACCUGCAUGGGCACGCCUCCAAAAGAGGAUGCUUUAUGUAUGGGAACAACCUACCUGAUGAAAAUAAGCAAGUGGAGAACCUGAUGUAUCCAAAGUUGAUCUCGUUGAACUGCGCCCAUUUCGACUUCCUUGGCUGUAAUUUCUCGGAGAAGAACAUGUACACACGGGACAAGCGUGAUGGUCAGUCUAAAGAGGGCAGCGGCAGAGUGGCCAUGCACAAAGCUAUUGGAUUAGUUCACAGUUACACCCUGGAGUGUAACUAUAACACAGGCCGCUCAGUCAACGCCAUUCCACCUGCCUGCCAUGACAACGGCCGAGCCACUCCCCCUCCCCCUCCUGCCUUCCCUCCCAAAUACACCCCCGAGGUAUACGAACAGGUUGGCCGUGCAGUCGCUAUAGCAGCGCUGGACAUGGCUGAUUGUAACCCAUGGCCACGGCUUGUACUUUCCGAGCACAGCAACCUGGGGAACCUACGAGCAACGCUGCUUAAACACGUGCGCAACAGCAAGGACCUGUGCUCCAGCGGUCGCAAGAAUGCAAACAAGGCUCCCAGCCCUCCAAAAUGCGUAGGCCUGAGCAGCUCUAUUUCAGAGAAUUCCCUAAGCCGGAGUCGCAGCCACAGCACCCGGAAUGGUAGCAUCGCUGGGAACAAGCAGACCCCUUCACAGCUGAAGAGUUCCCCUAGUUUUACUUUUGGCUGGAGCAACUCGGGAAACGCCCCCAGCUCACACAGGCCCGCCCAUAAAACACUAGGACCGGUCAGAGAGUCGAAAGCUCAGGAGAAGAGGCGCCCGCACCACCUCGGUCACCGCCUGUCACUCGACUGUCCUAGCAACAGCCAAGCCGUCCCAGCACGUCCCCCGCUCUCCCCUUCAUCCUCAACCUCCUCCUCCACUUCCUCCUCUCCCUCCUCCUCCUCCUUGGGGGCAGGGGCAGCCUCCUGCUCCAUCAAUACGGCAGCAAACGGUGAUCCUCAAUCUCAGCCAACAUUACAGAGCAAAGAUCCUCUUUCACGGAUUCGGAUGGGCGUCAUUAAUGGAAGUCCAGACUCCACUCAGUCAUUUGCAGUACAGCAGAGGUUGUCACAGAUAUCCCUAGAGGAGCACUCCAUGGAUGUUAUCUCAUCCAUUCAGUGCAGAAGGUGUGAGCUGCAUUUCCGACCGAGUCGAAUCCCAGUACUUAAGGCGGAGUUUUCGUCUCAUCCUCUACCUCAGUUUACGUGCUGUGACAGUUCCACUGUGAGAACAGGGAAGCUGGUCAAACCCGGUCUCAAAAAACAACUAACAGGGAUAGAUCACUCUGCGCUGCGUUUGACGACAAAAGCUCUGCUGCGGAACUCUUCCCAAAGCUAUAAGUGCUCUGGGGACAAUAUGGAAGGCACAACUAAACAGGACGACACUUCAGAACCAGCGCAGUCGGAGCUUUGGCUUAUGAAAAAUGAACCCGCCGUCCUGAAGACUCUCCUGUGGCAGAAAACCUAAAAGAAUAUACGCAGUGCUGACAGUGGAGAGUCCUUCCAAACAUGUUAAAUCAACAUGUCCUAAUAGAACGCUUCACCAUAUCAACAAUUGCAUGCAUAUUAACAUACAUUAAACAUUUGUUUAUUGAUUUUCACAGGAUAUAAAAAUACAAAAUAUCCAGUGAGAAUGUGAAAUGUUCAAUGGUCCAGUAUCACACAAACAUAACAGCACAGAACAAGGUGUGAUGUAUUAAACCCCUGUAUUGAUGUGUAUGUAUUUAAUUUCAACAUUGAUCAAUUGCAUACAUUUGUAAUUUGUUUAUGUGGCGUGUGAGCCAUACAAAUGCAUGUGUAAGUUGAAUGGGUAUUAAAACGAGCUCCUUUGCAGCCAGAACUA